GAUGAUAGUUAAUAUCGAUUCAUGCAACCACGUUAAUUUUUCGAAUUUUUUGUUAAUCAAGUUUAUUAGAAUUAACUGUCAGUUGUUUUGAGAAAUAAUUUGGAUUCAUUUAAACUCAGAUCAAUCAGUCUCUUUUAGUUGUGUUCAAUUUCAUCAUUGGUGGACUCUGUUCUUAAUUAAAGGUCAUCUUUUCGGGUUGAGCACACUCUGUCAUUUCUUUAUACUCGACAUUUCAAUCUCACUGCUAUAAAGUAUCAUCAAGUUAUCUCACCCAACACCUUCGUCUUAGCAAUCGUGAUUACCACCUCUGAAGUUUUAGCCCAAUUUGAUCAACAUGUCUUCUAAUCGUGCAUUUAGCCACUUGAUUUCAAUUCGAUGGGAUUGUUGCAAUGGAGUGACUCCUGAUGCAAUUAUAAGCCAACUGAAAGAUUUGCUCAAAAAUAAAUUUGCUACAAACCUAUCCUAUGAAGCUCCUCUUGGUGAUGGCUCAAUCGCAAUUUUGGCUGCAUCUGCAAAUUCAUUGGAUUCAAAUUUGACUGUCAUUAUUCGUAGAUACAAUAAAUCGGAAUUGAUCACACUUAACAUUGAAUAUCCUGUUUCUCGGAAUCAAGCCACUUUAGAUGAACAUAGAUCUAUCAGUCGAAUUAUUGAUGAGCUGAAGAACGAAUUAAAUGAUAGUCUUGGUGGAGGAGUUGAGAAAAUACCAGCUUUAAAACUGGGAAGUGCAGUUCCUAAUUAUUACGCAUCAUCCGAUGAUCGUCUUCUCGAAUACGAUUUUGAGGAAGUUUUAUUUUCCAAAAAAUCUGCUUACCAACAAGUCAAAAUCCUCAAAUCAAAGACUCUAGGUAAUGCCUUAUUCCUUGAUGAUUUGCAAAAUUUGGCCGAGAAGGAUUUGCCUUAUACACAUGGUCUUAUGCACUUUGGUCACUUCGAUUACAAGGACAAAGAUAUUUUAAUUCUUGGCGGAGGUGAUGGCGGUCUUCUUCAUGAAUUGCUCAAGGAAAAACCUAAACAUGUUACCAUGAUAGAUAUAGACGAAGUUGUAGUUGAAUCUUGCCGGAUUCAUCUUCGAGGUGCUUGUGGAGACACUAUGGACAAAAUGAAAACUGAUACUUAUGAAAUAAUUAUUGGAGAUUGUAUAAAGUAUUUGGAAGAAUAUGGAAGUAAUGGUAAACAGUUUGAUGUAAUUUUCAACGAUUUGACUGAUAUACCUUUGAGUAGUGAUACCGAUCAAGUUGCCGCUAACCUUUGGGCGUUCAUCAAGAAAAUUCUUCUUCUUUCAUUCAAAUGCUUACCCAGUGGUGGUAAAUAUUUCAAUCAUGCUAUCGGAUCAGGUUGCACCUCAGCACUUCAAGCUUAUGAGAAUGUCCUCAAAGAAUUGCCUUAUAAAAUUGAAUUUUCUCAUCAUGAAUCUUUUGUACCAUCUUUUUUGGAAGAGUGGGUAUUUUAUGAUGUUACUAAAGUGGAGUAAAGGACGAUUACCAUCUCAAUUCACAUGUUAAUAACUGAUCCUAUGCAAAAUCGCCUCAACAAUCUAACCUAGAUUAGGAUUCAAAUCACUUUUUGUUUGCAAUAUCAUUGUCAUUUCCUUAGUAAUAGUGAAUCUAGUCAGCAAAAUUGAUUUCAUUCAACCUGGAAUUACAGCUUUUUUGCUAUUCUCUGUUCAUUCCUGUCUUCCAUGCACUAUCCAAUUAGUAUUAUCCAAUGAUUUUAACUUGAAGUAGUUGAAAUAAAUCAACAAUCACAUUCGAAAGCAAUUUUGAUCUCCAGAUCAUCCUGUAUUCAUUUCUGAAAGCAAUUAAAAUAUACAACAAACAGUAAUA
This is a messenger RNA of Tetranychus urticae (two-spotted spider mite), 1823 nucleotides long. It is a transcript of the gene Sms, whose product is annotated as spermine synthase. Gene Ontology annotation, biological process: spermine biosynthetic process. Gene Ontology annotation, molecular function: spermine synthase activity. The record is from RefSeq and is a predicted model, not a curated record. Lineage: Eukaryota; Metazoa; Arthropoda; Arachnida; Trombidiformes; Tetranychidae.